Meloidogyne enterolobii is the source of this 6039-nucleotide messenger RNA. NCBI's taxonomy places the organism in Eukaryota, Metazoa, Nematoda, Chromadorea, Rhabditida, Meloidogynidae. The record is from the annotation of a GenBank genome assembly.
UUUUUUAAAAAUUUUUUUUUAUAUUUAAGCUAUUUAUUAAUGGGAAAAGAACAAUUUAAGGAGGCUGAUACAUCUCGUAAAGUUAUUGGAGUGAAAUUCACUGCAGGAAAUACAGAAUUAAUUAGACAAGCAGCGCAUAUCCAAAUAUUUAAUAAUCGACUUUAUGAAGAUGUCCAAGGGAAAUGGCUUCCUGCUCAAUAUGGACCUCUUGAUAGUCGACUUGGAACAUUUCAAAAAUCACUCAAUUGCCAAACAUGUAACAAAAAUAUGAAUGAUUGUGUUGGACAUUUUGGAUUUAUUGACCUAGAAUAUCCUGUUUUUCAUGUUGGAUUCUUUCGUUUAAUUAUUCAAACUCUUCAAUGUAUUUGUAAAGGUUGCAGUCAAACUUUAUUACAAGAAGAACAAAAAUCUUUACUUUUACGACAGGCAUCUAAUCCAAAUCUUGAUUAUUUACGCAAAAAGGCAUUGCAGAAAAAGAUUGUUACUUUGAGCAAAAAAAUCAGUAUGUGCGCAAAAUGCGGGUUUUUAAAUGGAGUCGUCAAAAAAGCUGUCGGUUCUGUCUUAAAAAUUGCACACCAUGAACCACUUUCAGCUGAAAUAUUGGCAGCCGUUGAAGACAGAAAUGAGCUACAACAAUUACUUUCUAGUUCAAAACAAAAUUUGCUUGAUCCCCUAAAAGUUAUGGAAAUUUUUAAAAGAAUUGAUUUAAAAGAUUUACCGUUAUUAAUGAUCGGGGCAGAUGAAUGUAAACAUCCGUUACAUUUUUUAAAUCAAAGAAUUCCUGUUCCACCUGUGUGUAUUCGACCGUCGGUUGUUUCUGAAUUAAAAUCUGGCUCUAAUGAAGAUGACAUCACAAUGAAAUUGACUGAAAUUAUGUUAAUUAACGACAUUCUCAAGAAGCAUAAAAAAGAUGGAGCGCCAAUGAAAACAAUUUGUGAAACAUGGGAUCAUUUACAGGUGCAAUGUGCUCUUUAUAUAAAUUCUGAAAUGAGUGGACUUCCUCCAGAAAUGCAACCAAAAAAGUUUUUACGCUCAUUUGCUCAACGUUUAAAAGGGAAACAUGGUCGUUUUCGUGGCAAUUUAUCUGGUAAACGAGUGGAUUUUACUGCAAGAACUGUUAUUUCACCAGAUCCGAAUCUAAAGAUUGAUCAAGUUGGAGUUCCCUUACAAGUUGCAAUGACUCUUACAUUUCCUGAGGUUGUAUGUCGUUCAAAUAUCGAAAGAUUACGGAAAGCCGUAAUUAAUGGGGAAUUAGUUCAUCCUGGUGCUAAUCAGAUAAUUGAUUGUAAAACUGGAAAUAAACGCUCUUUAAGAUAUGGAAAUCGUGCUAUUACUGCAAAAAAUUUACAAAUUGGUGAUACUGUUGAGCGUCAUUUGUCAGAUGGAGAUGUUGUUCUUUUCAACAGACAACCCUCUCUACAUAAAAUUAGUAUAAUAUUCAAUGAAUGUGCUUGUACUCCAUACAACGCUGAUUUUGAUGGUGAUGAAAUGAAUGUGCAUUUUCCACAAACUUAUGAAGCAAAAGCAGAAUCAUCGCUUCUUAUGGGCGUUAAGCAUAAUUUGGUUAGUCCUCGUGCUGGACAGCCUUUAAUAGCUGCAAUUCAGGAUUUUAUCACAGCUGGUCAUUUACUUACUAAAAAGGAUACAUUUUUAACGCAUAGUGAAGUUCAACGAAUUUCUGCUACACUUCUCGACAUUACAGAAAUAAAUCAAAGAAAGAUAAGAUUGCCACCACCUGCUAUAAUUUGGCCUAUUAAAUUAUGGACUGGAAAACAAUUAAUCGAGUUGGUAAUUGCACCUUUCGUUGAUUCAAAUGUUCGAUUAAAUUUGUCAACUAAAAAUAAAAUUCAUAAUCCAGAUGAUGGAGAAUUUACUCAUAAAGAUACAUAUGUUAUUAUUCGAAAUAAUCAACUACUUUGCGGUUCACUUGACAAAACUCUUUUGGGGUCUGAAAGCAAAACAUCUAUUUUCUAUACCCUCCUUCGUGAUUGGGGCGAACAACAUGCAAUCGAUGCUAUGUGGAGAUUAGCUCGCUUUUCUGGCGUUUAUUUAUCAAAUCGUGGAUUUUCUAUCGGCAUUGGUGAUGUUAGGCCGAACCAACAACUUUUGGACGAAAAACGCAUACUUCUCGAGAAUGGAUACAAAACUUGUGAUCAAUUAAAUAAAACAAUGAAAAUGGAAAAACAGAAAACAAAACCAGAUUUUGGCUUGGUGGAAGAAUUGGAAGCAAAAAUUCUGAAAGAACUUUCUAAUAUUCGUGAUCAAGCAGGAAAGGCAUGUCGUGAAUUUUUGAGUAAAAACAAUACUCCACUCACUAUGGCACAAUGUGGAUCUAAAGGCUCAUUUAUUAAUAUUGCUCAAAUGAUUGCACUUAAUCGCUCAUUACCUCAUUUCGAACAAAAUGAUCGAUCUCCAGAUGCUAAGGGGUUCGUAGAAAAUUCUUUCUACUCCGGACUUACUCCAACAGAAUUUAUCUUUCACACAAUGGGUGGUCGUGAAGGUUUGGUAGACACAGCAGUAAAGACUGCAGAAACUGGUUAUAUGCAGCGAAGAUUAGUCAAAUGUUUGGAGGAUUUAGUUGUAUCUUAUGACAACACAGUUCGAACAUCAACAAAUGAAGUUGUACAGUUUGUAUUUGGCGAUGAUGGACUUGAUCCGUCUUAUAUGGAGGCUCGUGAUGGAAAAUUGUUAGAUUUGUCCCAUCUUCUCAAUCAAGUUAAAAGUACUCAAAAAGAAUUAUCUCAACAAACUGAUUACCCUAAUGAUGCUUCUGUAUAUGAAUUGGAUAGUCUUGAUAUUAUACGUAAAGAAAUUGAUUUAUCACUUGCUUCAAUACAAAACGAGAUAAAAGACACAAAAACCAAACAAUUAUUGGUUACAAAUAAAUUCGCCGAUGGGCUUUAUGAUUUUAUUUGCAAACAUUUUAACGCAAACAAAAAACUUUUACAAUUACAAGUUAAUUGUGAACGACACAGAGCAUAUAUGUCUCCAACAACUCGUUCUGGUAAAGUCUGUUGCAAAACCUGUGAAGACUUUAGAUUUCGCCGACAGGCCCAGCUUCGCUCUAAUGGCCUUAGUUUAGCUCAGAUCCGUCAAUUUCUUCUGCUUUGCCAAGGAAAAGUUCGUAGAGCGAUUGUUGAACCUGGCACUGCUGUUGGGGCAGUUGCUGCUACUUCAAUUGGCGAACCAUCUACACAAAUGACUUUGAAGACUUUCCACUUUGCCGGUGUUGCUUCUAUGAAUAUUACGCAAGGAGUGCCACGAAUUAAAGAGAUAAUCAAUGCAGUACGCAGUAUUUCAACUCCUAUAAUAACAGUAGCUUUGUCAAAUGAUAAGGAUGAUAAAUUAGCAAAACGUGUAAAAGCACGUAUUGAACGCACAACUUUAGGAGAAGUUAGCGAAUAUGUUGAACAGAUUUUCCUUCCUGAUGAUAUGUUUGUUCUUGUUAAAUUAAAUGUUCGUCGUAUAAGAGAACUCCAAUUAGAAGUUACACCUGAUUCCAUUAUCCAAUCAAUUUGUUCUGCACGUUUACCAAUCCCUUCUAUAAAAUCUUCACAGGUUCGAACAGUUGGAAAGUCAAUAAUAUUGGUUCGACCAGUUGACACAGGAAAAUGUUCAAUGGCAAUGUAUAUGCAUUAUUUAAAAUACUAUUUACCAACUGUUCCAAUUAAAGGAAUUCCCGGUGUUACUCGUUGUGUGAUUAAUGCUGAUGAUAAGAAGGGGGAAUCUUUUCAGUUGUUUGUUGAAGGUUCAAGCUUUAAAGAGGUUUUGGCGCUGAAUGAAGUCAAUGGAAUUAAGACAAGAUUUAACAAUGCAAUUAUUAUUGCCGAAGUAUUGGGGAUUGAAGCCGCUCGUGGUUCAAUAAUUUCUGAAAUUCUGAAUACAAUGAGUGAACACGGAAUUGAAUUAGAUCGUCGACAUGUUAUGUUACUUGCUGAUUUGAUGACAUAUCGUGGCGAGGUGCUUGGUAUUACAAGGAAUGGGCUUGUAAAAAUGAAGGAAUCUGUGCUUUUGUUGGCUUCUUUUGAACGAACAAUUGACCAUUUAUAUGAAGCAGCGUUUUUUGGACAAAAAGACAGAAUUGUGGGUGUUAGUGAAUGUAUAAUAAUGGGUGUACCUAUUGGAAUUGGAACUGGAAUGUUUAAACUUUUACAAAAGCAAAUAUCUCAGAAAAAAUUAGAAAGUGAACAGCAAGACAAUAAAGGAAAGAUCCAAUUACUUUCUCCAAAACGAGAAGUUUUGAGUGCAUCUACUUCUCAACAAACGCAGAGUUUGGGUCCUUCAACUAGUGGAAGAAGACGGCGUCAAGCCUCUACAUCUACAGCACCUCUUAAAGAGGCUAAAAUGGAAAUCGAAAGUAGUGAGGAACAAAGUAUUGAAUUAUUUUUCAAGCAUUUUAUGCGGAACACUAGAAUUGGACGCUUUACGCGUGGAUAUUUUUGCACAACUAUAGUUUUCCAUUUUCUAGCGUUUUUCUUUGGAGCUCAAAUUUUUAGUUUUGACACCUUCCUUUUUGCUCUUCUUUUAACUACCACUACAUUCUUACCUUUAAACAUCUCUUGUUCUGAAAGUGCUGAAAAGUUCUGGAAUUGUUGGGAUAAUCAUCCACAAACUAUUUCUCAAUUAUAUUCUACUCGUGUUGCUUUUGGUAGUUUAAUUGGUUCUUGGAUUGGUGUUUUUGUUGUUCCUUUAGAUUGGAAUCGUGGCAACGUUGGCCUAUUUGCUCCGUCUUUGGUUUAUUUAUUUUUUCACUUAUUGGUGUAUUGUCUGCUUAUUUCCGUCUAUUUACUAAUUAUCCGAUUAACAAGGCAAAUGUUCCCAAUUUUGGCCCCGAAAGCUCGCAGACCAAGUGAAAUAGAAGAACAACAACAAUCUGAUAAUGCUUCAAAGUCUUUACCUAAUGAAACAACCUCUUCUGCUGCUGAACGUCAUUUUCAAGCACCAGAACUUCCAAAGUUACGGGCUAUUGUUUUUGCUGAAUUCGAUAAUGAUAUUGGACGUGUUCUUAGAUUUCAGGUGUUUUUUGUGAUUCCUUGUCAAGUUUUUGAUAAACAAAGAUUUGAGUCAAUUUCUUCUGCAAUUAUCCCAUCCGAGGAGAUGCGUGACAGAAUGAUUACCGUAAAUAUGUUUGAAAAUAAAAUUAUUGGAUAUCCAAUUGGAAUGAAGGACAAAAGAUAUCCUCGUGAAAUUCUUAUUUUCAACAUGUGCUUUGUUAUUUCUAGACAAGUUGAAUGUGAUUGGAUAUAUGAACCUUUGGUACAAAAAUGUGCUGAAUAUUUGGUUGAAUUAGAAAAAAAUAAUUUUACAGGAGAAUGUUUCUAUACAGUAACAGAAAGGACAACAAUUUAUUUAAAAUUAUUUUCAAAUUCUCGUGGAGUAGAACCUCCAUUAGUCAGCCCAUUUUCUGUGCCUAUAUUUACUAGAAUUCCCCCUCCUACCUCGCAAUCACAACUUGAAAGAAUGGAUGUACUUUCUCAAAAAAUUUGCCCUCAAAUAGACGGAAUUCGUUGUGUUAAAGAUAUUGCUUGUGUUGUUAGAAUUGACACUGAUCUAGUUGCUCGUUGUAUUCGAAAUUUAUGUUUUUAUGGAUGUAUUCGUUUACUACCAAUGUUUUUAUAUUUUAAUUGUUAUGUUCCAACUAAAAAGAUUAGAUAUUUUAUUGAAAGUCCGGGAAUUGUUGAGCGUUGCCAACGUUUUUCUAUUCUCGAUUCAAAUGCACCAAUUACUAGACCCUCAGAUAUUUUUAGACUUUAUUUGGGACUUAAACAUGGAGCUACUUUACAUAAUUGGUUUUUAUUAAUGUCUCCAAGGCAAUUAAAUAUUGAUGAAAGAAAAUUAAUUCAAUUUGGGGUUUAUCAUGGAUUUAUACGAAAAUUAAAUAUAUAUCCUGUUGCAUUACAUGAGGAUGGAACUAAAAUUGCCGCUGCAUGUACUGGAGAAUAUUCCUUAGAUGAUUUAGCUUUACGUUAUGUAUGUUCUCCUGUUGAAUUACAUCGGAAAUUAUCUUUAAAUGGAAAUUUUCAAUUUAUUUUUCGAUGA